UGUUUCUGUAUUGAGAUAUCUGUAAGCGUAAAAUUUGUCUAUAAAGCGCGAGCGUUUUUGGCACAAAAAAAAAUUGACAGAUAAUUGGAACGCCAAAUGUCAUUGCAUAUACCAUAAAAAAAAAAGAAAAAAAAAUGACUGCAACGAAAAACGAAAGUACCGAGACCUGUUGGCAUCAAAUGAAAGCGGAUGGCGCUAAAUUGCAAUCCCUCUUGGAAGACCCUUUGCCCGCGAAUGAUACUUCACGUUUACGCGCUGAUGAACUCUUCUUAGGUUUUGAUAACACUACGGGAGAUACAUGGAUUUAUCCCAGUAAUAUGCCAUGUCGUUCGUAUCAAUUGAGUAUGACGCAAGCAGCGCUUUAUCGUAAUACUUUGAUAGUAUUGCCAACAGGGCUAGGUAAAACAUUUAUAGCUGCUGUGGUCAUGUACAAUCUAUAUCGUUGGUAUCCAAGAGGCAAAGUGAUAUUUAUGGCUCCUACGAGACCGUUAGUCAAUCAACAAAUUGAGGCUUGCAAAAAUAUAAUGCCUUUUCCUCCUCAGGAUACCGUUGAAUUAACCGGGAAGCUGGCCAAACCGAAACGCACGGAAUUAUGGCAAAGCAAACGAGUAUUCUUCGUUACACCACAAGUAGUGCAAUCCGAUAUGUUUGGUGAUAUGCAUAGAGAUAGUUCAGCUGCCCUUAGCUUAGGACAGGAGAGUAAUUUUCCUUUUAAGGAUAUCAAAUUAGUAGUUGUGGACGAGGCGCAUAAGGCAAAAGGCCGUUAUGCAUAUACUGAGGUCGUCCAGGCCAUUGCCCGGCAAACGAAAUGCUUCCGUGUAUUAGCCUUAUCAGCGACCCCCGGCAGAACGCAAGACGAUGUGGCAGAAGUGUGCCGGAAUCUUCUGAUAAGUCAUUUAGAAGUACGUUGGGACAAUUCGAUCGAUGUGUCACCUUAUGUACACAAGCGACAUAUGCAAACUGUGGUAGUGAGUUUAGGCGAACAAAUACAAGAAAUACGCGAGAAUUUACUACUGAUCAUUGAUCCUUACUUAAGGCAGCUGAUUGAAGCUGAAGUUUUGUCGGGACAUAAAGAAAACAUUAAUCGUAACUUCUUACUCUACGAGCAAAAAAGAUUUCGUGAACGUUCCUUACGGCAUGGUAAUCAUCCCCUGCACGCAACAGUAAAUAGCAACUUUUCGACAUGCAUUAGUUUAUAUCACGCUUUGGAAUUGUUGGAACGCCAUGGACUACGAGUUUUCUUAAAUAAUUUCGAAGAAGACGAAGAUGGUAAUGCUAAGUAUGUUUUGCAAAUGGAUUUUCGUCUAAAAUCCUUAAUACAAAAAAUUAAACAACAAGUUGGACCCAAUCCGUUUGAGGUAUCUGCGGGAGUAAUGACUAAUGGACAAAUCGCCGAAAUGCCUAAAGAUUUAGAUUUCGGUCAUCCUAAGUUCGAAAAGGCUCGCGAAUGUUUAUUGAAGCAUUUUCAGGAGCAGGAAAAUUCUCGGGCCAUGGUCUUCUGUGAGUACCGCGAGUCCGUCCUGCUGAUCUAUCGCAUGCUAUUGCAAGAGAAGCCUUUACUUAAGCCGCGAUGUUUUGUUGGUCAGGGCGGUUCUUCCGGUGGGUUACGUGCUUUUACUCAAAAACAGCAAAUACAAAUAAUGAACGAUUUCCGUUCGGGAAAGAGUAACAUAUUAAUUGCUACUUCCAUUGGGGAGGAAGGCAUCGACGUGGGCGAAGUUGACUUAAUAAUAUGUUUUGACAUCAGUUCAGCUAAUCCAACGCGCUUUAUACAACGUAUUGGUCGGACAGGAAGACAAAGGAAUGGUAAAGUUGUGAUGUUAGUUACCGAAGGAAGAGAGCAAAAGUUGCUCAAGGAUGUAAUGGCGACUAAAGAUCAGCUUAAUAAAAAGUUGCUGCGCUCUCAAAUAGUGAAACAAUCGCUCUAUCAACAUAGCCAACGUUUGGUGCCGCCAGAAUUUACGCCAACGUGCGUACGCAGUUUUAUAAAACCCAUAGAGAAAGAAUUAAAGGAGGUUAAGGUAAAGAAAACAAAGACAACGCCAAACGCCAAAGGGAAAGUUAAUCAAGAUCUACGUAAAUAUUUCAAUUCAAAAACAUGUGAGGAAGAUAAGGCUAUGGAAUUUUUCCAACUUGAUCCUACACCGAAGGAAACCAAGCCAGGUUCUUACACGCAACAAUGUAUGCAGAAAAAAUACGAACGAAUUAAAGACCUGUUUAAAGAUUUCGAAGGCGCGCUUACGACAAAUGCCAGGAAAUGUGAGGAAAUGGCAGAAAGCCAAGUAAAAAAUAUUGGUGUAGAUCCCAAACACACCAGCAAGAUUAAUAAGUUCUUGAAAAUAAAACAAACCAGUCGAGGAGUUUUACUUAGAGCUGAAAUAACGGACUUGGCCCAACAUCUGAAGUCUCCUGAGAUGUCCAAUGAAAUGAAGAUAGCAUUAUUAGAACUUAAUCCGAAAUUUAUUGAGCAAAACUUGGAAAAUAUGAAAAUUUUGAACGCUCUCGGCGUUGAAAACGAAGAGGAUGUAUCUCCUGAAGAAAAAUCCGUGCGUGAAAUAAAUGAAAUAAUUCUUAAUCUUUUAGGAGGCGACAGUAAAAGCGUUGAAAAUUUCUUAUAUGACUUGGAGUUGAAAGAAAUUAGGGAACAAUGUACGAAAGAAGACAUGAAAAAGUUCAAGCAAAAGAUAGACCGAAUUCUGAAACCUUUCGAUAAUCAAGGUCUAUGUUGUGAUAACUACGACUACUUAAUGGCAGAAUUUCGAAAAACUUCACGCUAUCAAGAGCUUCUCGAGCAAAAAAAUUCUGAUAUUAUUAAGGGACAAUCUUUAGCCUAUGAUACUGUCAUGUUUAUGGACGAAACAACAGAGAACAGUUUGGAAUAUUCUCCUUCAAAUUCGAAGUAUUGCAAACAAUGGUCAGAACACAUAAAAAGUGAAUCAACACCAUUGUCAAAAGAAAAACCUAUUCAAAGCUAUUUUAUUCAUCAAACAAAUAGCAAAAAAGAGACGCGUCUACCCAUAGAGCAAGCAAAGCAAAAUAAAGGAAUCAAAAAUGGUUCUCAAGAAAAACUAAGCCUUUCACCCAUUCUUGCUCCCAAGCGGACUGCAAAUGUCUCCUCUUUACCUUCCGUUAGCAGAAAUUACGAAUUCAUUGAUAAUAGUGUUCCACAAUGUAAUGAUAACGAUGUCUCCGCUGCUUCAAGCAAGGCAACAAAAAAUUCCUUCCAUCAAGAACUGGAUAUGGACCUAGAAGCUUUUCUAUACCCUUUUCAAUCCAUAGAGCAAACAACGGAGAGUAAAGCCGCCAAGAAUGAUAUAAAAGGCAAUGAAUUUACAAAAACACAAUCGAAGCCAUCCAAGGAGGCAGCAGAGGUCUAUUCUUUACCUUCCGAUAGAUGUGCCUUUAUUGAUAAUAGUAUUCCCCAAUGGAAUGCUGCCUCAAUAGAGGCUUCAAAAAUAUCUUUACAGCAAGAACUGAAUGUGGAUUUGGAAGCUUUUCUUGACCCUUUUCAAUCCAUAGAGCACCCAAAACAAAGUAAAGCAAGCAAAAGUGAUAUAAAAAGCAAUGAAUUUACAAAAAUACAACUGAAGCAAGCGUUUACUAAUUCUCAAGAAAAACGAAAUCUUUCACCCAUCGCUGCUCCCAAGGAGGCUGCAAAUGAUUACAACUCAUCUUCCGAUGGGACAAAUUGCGAAUUUAUUGAUAAUACUAUUCCCCAACGUCAUGAUAUCUCUGCUGUUUCAAGCGAUGCGACGCAAGUUUCUUUGCAACAAGAGCUGGAUGUAGAUUUAGAAGCAUUUCUAGAACCUUUUCCAGAAGAGGAACUGCUUUUGCAGAAGCAACUGUCAAAAAAAGAAAUUGCCUCACCUUCCCAUUGUGAUAGUUUAAAAAAACCCGACAACCAAUCUCCUGAUCUCUUUUCUCUGUCAAGCAGUGCUAAUAGCCCUGGCGGCAAAAUUCAACGAAGCACUCCGCAAAGAAUCUUAAAAGCAUUGCAGGGAUUAACUCCAAUCAAUUCGCCGCCGCGUUCUACUAACACCAAACAAAUGGAAAAAAUUGAAAAGUCCCCCAGCUUAUUUGAGAUGUACUUAAAGAGCACACGCGGUAAAGGCAAAAUACGUUUACACGAAUCCCCUCGUCCUUCAAUUGCGGCCAUAGGCAAAGAUACUUCCGUAAUCCGAAUACCUCAGAACAGAGAGAGAGCACUUUCUAAACGUAAGAUUUUCGAUAGCGAUGAAGAAGUUCCUACGCGUAAGGAAUUAACUGCAAUAGACUGUAGGAGUAAUGAUGACACCGAAAGCGAUUUGGAAGAAAUACCAGCGACACAAAUGCCCCGGAGAAAUCGCCGGCGUUUCAACUGUUUUAUCAUGGCUGAAGCAGCUGUUAGCGGCCCGGAAACAAGCCAAGAUGAAGACGAAAGUGCAACCGAUCGCUACGUCCUGGACUCCAUGAUAGUAGCGAGCGACGAGGAGAACGAAAAUGCUCACUCGAGUACUCAUACCAAGGCCAUGUAUUUGCGGUCUUUGAAGAGUCCCAUACGGCAGCAGGGAGCCUUUAAAAUUCCUGCGCCCCGUGUUUAUGACGACGAUACGUCCAUAUUCUCUCAACCUUUAAGUCAAACUUGUUCCCAAUACAUAAGUGACUCUUUCGUAGUGGAUGACGAUCUAGCCGCGGAGACGAGUGAUCAAACGUUAUGUCCUUUAGAGAAAGCUGAAAAGCUAUUAGAAGCAAAACGUCGUAAAGGUAAAAGAAAAUACGCAACAGUAGUUGAUAUCAACCCUGUGCCGAAGAAACGUAGAAUUCGUACAUAUGUCAUCGAUGAUAAUACCUCAGAGGAGGAAGUGUAAAUAUGUUAAUAAAUAUAUUUGUUGUAAACUAUUUUUAUUAAGUGAUUGUAUAUGAAAAAGAAAAA
Molecule: messenger RNA, 4912 nt
Organism: Glossina fuscipes
Lineage: Eukaryota; Metazoa; Arthropoda; Insecta; Diptera; Glossinidae
Gene: Fancm
Exons: 5
Coding region: 135-4847 (1570 amino acids)
Biological process (GO): interstrand cross-link repair; double-strand break repair via synthesis-dependent strand annealing; replication fork reversal
Molecular function (GO): 3'-5' DNA helicase activity; ATP binding; four-way junction helicase activity
Source: RefSeq, a predicted model, not a curated record